Molecule: messenger RNA, 585 nt
Organism: Rotaria sp. Silwood2
Lineage: Eukaryota; Metazoa; Rotifera; Eurotatoria; Philodinida; Philodinidae
Source: the annotation of a GenBank genome assembly
AUGAAGUACUACCAUGUACCUGCUGUCAGUAUUGCUUUGAUAAAUGAAGAAGAAAUUGAAUGGGCAAAAGCAUACGGCUAUAUGAAUAUGGAUACUAUGAAAGAAGCCGAUACUUUGACAUUAUUUCAAGCAGGCUCUAUCAGUAAACCAGUAUCUGCCUUAGCUGCUCUGCAACUAGUAGAUCAACGCAAAAUAGACCUGGACGAAAAUGUGAAUACUUAUCUUCGAACUUGGAAAGUUAAAAACACUUCAUUCACCGAAAAAGAAUUCAUUACUUUGCGAAGGCUUCUUACACAUACGGCGGGCCUUACCGUUCACGGAUUUCCUGGCUAUGCUCAAGCAGACGCAUUGCCGGCAUUAAUUCAAAUCUUGAACGGAGAAGAGCCAGCUAACUCGCCAGCAAUUAUUUCGGAUCUAGUACCAGGUACUCUGUGGCGAUACUCGGGUGGUGGAUAUGUUCUCAUGCAACAAUUAUUAGAAGACAUAACGGGAUCUGACUUUGUUACUUUGAUACAACAGUCGAUACUUUCUCUCAUUGGUAUGAAUCAUAGUACAUUCCAAUGGGCGUUACCUCCAUUAUGGUAA